This is a messenger RNA of Homarus americanus (American lobster), 2474 nucleotides long. RefSeq lists its product as uncharacterized. The transcript has 5 exons. Gene Ontology annotation, molecular function: catalytic activity. Lineage: Eukaryota; Metazoa; Arthropoda; Malacostraca; Decapoda; Nephropidae. The record is from RefSeq and is a predicted model, not a curated record. Bases 82 to 1623 code for a protein of 513 amino acids.
UACUCUUAUCCAGUAAACCGAACCUACAAAACUAUACAGGUGUGAGGACAUUGUGAAUCAGGGGAGGCGAGUGUGUUCAACAUGUCAGGGGUACUUCACCUACGAGGGGCGGCUUCCUGGAGGAAAAUGGGAAGCCUUCGUCAGCGAGGGCUGAAGUCCACGUCCACUUCCCGGCUAUCAAGCCCCGCCUUUCCUCCCCUCCACUCACACACACAUCUGUCCCACACCACGACAGUGAAGGAGGGAGCCUGGCUACACCCUGCAGACGACAGGACGGAGAGUCUGGCUGCCCAGGUCAAGUACAAGUCUAUGAACAACGGUAUUAUCAUCACCUACAACUCCGACCACCGUCUACACACUGAAGAUUUCUUAAAAGCCUUCACCCAUCUUAACAACAAGGUGGAGCUGCUGAGGACCUGCUUCCGUACGAGAGACAACCAACUGUGGUACUGUCGUAUGCCUGAGUCGGUCAUCGACUUCAAGGUCGUUAAUGGACCAGAUGAACAAAAUGAGAUGCAGAGGAUGAUUGACACGCCCUUCAACUUGGCCGAUGGACCUCUGUGGAAAGCUCGCCUCCUGCCUGGUGGUGGAGACGACCACAGUACUUGGCCAGAGCUGCAGGAGGAGUUCCCCCAUCAAAAUAGACUGCUGCUGGAAUUCCAUCACGCGGCAGUAGAUGGUGUUGACAUGUUUACGAUUACCGACUGGCUCGCCAAGCUGCUGGAGGACAUCAUUAGCGGGAAGCCCAUUGAUGAUAAUAAACAGCUGGGACAGCUUGUUGAUCACAGUCAGGUUGUAGCCAUUGAACAGCAGGUUAAACAAGAUUUGGAAAAGGAUCCUGAGAGGUUGAAGUUAUUGCUUGAAGAACGAAAGAAACAAAGUGUCACGCCUCUUAUCCUUGAAGCUUUUGGAGUCCAGGACGUCCCUCAUCCACAAACAGAAUAUUUAGGAAAAACUUUGUUGGAUAUGACAAUGUUUGAGAAGUUUAAUAAAAGGUGUCGCUCUGCUGGCGUCACCUUUAACUCUGGUUUCGUGGCUUUGAUGAACACGGCCUUAAUAGGUCUGGUGAAGGAGGCUGGGGUACACAGGGAAGAGUACACUCUCACUAACCGACAUGCCGUUGACCUCCGCCGCUACUUGAAGGGUCACAAGGCCUUCCCGAUGGGUAACCACUCGUUCCCCAUGAUGCAUAGUAUGACAGUCCCCGGUAAUGUCCGAGAUACUUUCUGGGAUUAUGCAAAACAGUUCGAUGUUGAUUUCCGCACAAAACUAGAGAAUAACUACAUUUUUGAAGAUUUUGUCCUUAGUCAAAUGCUCCGUCCAGAUGGCUAUUCUCACGAGAAGAACUUUGCCAACCCACCACCUCAAUUUUACAAUUACUCGUUGACUAACGUUUUUUCACCUAAAUUUUCAAAUAUGGGAAUAGGUAAGCACAUACAGAUUACUUCUAUGCAAAACAUAGUUCCCAUAGGCAAAAGCGAAGUCGCAAUUAUGAGUGGCCUGGCCAACUUACGUAAUAAAGUUAGGUUCAGCGCCUGGUAUUCAACACAUACCAUGACAAGAGACACAGCACAGAAAUUUUUCGACAGAGUCUUGUCACUCUUCCGUGAGUUGUCUGACUAGCUACCAUCUCUACAAGCUCUACCCCCCACAGGUCACCUGCAGUUGUUGAGGAAGGUCACAAUUUAGCAAAUGGCCGAGUUUUGUGAUGGAUGACUGGCGAAAUGUAUGAAGACAUACUGGGAUAAAAUGAUGACAUAGUGAUUAAUAAACGACACAGUGACGACAGUCAAGGUGAUGACAACCUCCUACAGUAUAAUGUGUGUUGUUGAUUACAUUCUGGCCAACACCUGAAUAACGUAACUGAUACAUUUAAGGUUGAGGUGUACAGUCCCUCCAAAAAGUAUCUUUACGGUUUUGUUUGAGACAAUAUGACACAACCGAUGAAGGAUUUUGACAACUCUACCGAGACAACAGAGUCGCAGCGUUCAUUUUGAAAUUCAUCGGAGUCCACCAUAAAGAUACCUUUCGGAGUGACUGUACAGUAUAGUACAGGACUGUACAGUAUAGUACAGGACUGUACAGUAUAGUACAGAACAGUACCUGUAUAUUAAAAGUCUUAAAUGAUGACUAGGCCUAAACCGUAGAGUAGCCUACCUAUUAACCUACUUUGUAUGACUAAAGGAGCUAGUGAUGACCCAAGGUGGAUAACUCGUUGGUCUUCUUAAAAUCAGUGGCUGGGUUAGACCCUAUCACGGGAUAACUGCCAGCAGCGGGUUGUGUGAGUAUGACUAAUGAACUUGAGUUAGUGAAGACGGGCGUUUACCUGGUAGACACACAGCCCUUACACGUACUUUACGUUCACAAAAGAAGUUGAUUAUUUUCACCAUGUUUUAUUUGAUGUGGACUUCAUAAAUUCAUUUAUUAUUAAAUCUGGAUGUUAACUUCUGAGAUUAAUAAACUAGAUUCAACAA